AUGGUUUCUGGUAUUGAUGAUGCUGUGCUGACUGUUGAGCCCAACUGGUCGACUUUUUAUUCUGGGGAGUUUGUUACUUUCACCUGUGACAGGAAUGAAGCAGAAGCCACUGACUGGGAAUAUCGGCUGAACAGGGAUAAUGAACCAUAUCUGUCCAUCAACCCAGAUAAAAGCAUCACACUUGAACCUCUGCAGCAUAGUGGUGAAUUUCAGUGCUGUGGACGCAGGAGGAGCUCAAAUAAAACAAAGUGCAGUAAUACCGUCACUGUUUCAGGUAAGAAUGAGGGAAGAGGGGAGCGGGAGAUCGAGAGGCGGAUUGCGGCAGCGUCUGCCGUUUCCAACAAGGUUGUUGUGACUCGACAACCAAACCGGCCUCUUGUCUUCAGUGGUGAGACGAUCACUCUGACAUGUGGGGUCCAGGGAGGAGAAACCACUGAGUGGAAGUGUGACUGGAAGAGAGAUGGAUCACUUAUACACAAGACAAACAGUAAAGACUGGACUUUCAUUGUCUCUAAGGCAAGAAGUCGAAACUACAUGUGUCGGUGUAUAAAGAGAGAUGACUGGUUUUCUUCAACACAGUGGAGUGAAGCCGUCACUCUGUCUGUAUCAGGGGGCGUCCAGGAGCGCUUAAACUUUUGCUGA
Molecule: messenger RNA, 642 nt
Organism: Poecilia latipinna (sailfin molly)
Lineage: Eukaryota; Metazoa; Chordata; Actinopteri; Cyprinodontiformes; Poeciliidae
Exons: 5
Coding region: 1-642 (213 amino acids)
Biological process (GO): cell surface receptor signaling pathway; immune response
Cellular component (GO): external side of plasma membrane
Molecular function (GO): transmembrane signaling receptor activity
Source: RefSeq, a predicted model, not a curated record